CAACCCGCAUGCAGUCGUCCGGGAUCCCAGCGCGACCUCGGCACGGCCCGUCAACAAACGCAGAGCGGAGCCAUGGCGCCCUUGCCGCUGCCCCUGUCGCCCCUGCUGAGACACGCGGAGGGGCUGCAGGCUCUUUUCUCUAAAGUCUUCCGGGGCUUUCCGCGGAGUUUCGGAGCGGCGGUGCAGCCCGGAGCCGGUCAGCUGCUGUCCGGACAGCGGGGCGCGCAGUGCGCAGCAUCUGUAUGCAGCAGCUCGUCGGCCGGUCCGGACAUAACCCAGCGGCUGUGGGCUCUGUACCAUGACACCAAGAGGCAGGCCGGAGUGAUAUCCGGCAACUCUGUCAAUCCAGACACCAUUUUCGCCAACAACGAGAUGAGCCUGCGAGACAUCGAGAUCUACGGCUUCGACUACGACUACACCCUGGCCUUCUACUCCAGACAUCUGCACACCCUCAUCUUCAACAUAGCGCGGGACAUCCUCAUCACCAAACACCGGUAUCCAGAAGGCCUGCGGAAGUACGAGUAUAUUCCAGAUUUUGCUGUCAGGGGACUUCACUAUGACGUCCAGAAGGCCCUGCUGAUGAAGAUUGACGCGUUUCAUUAUAUCCAGCUGGGAACUGUAUACAGGGGUCUUCACCCAGUCCCUGAUGAGGAAGUGAUCGCCAUGUACGAAGGCUGCCACAUACCGCUGGAGAUCAUGAGUGACUUCUAUGGAAAGAGCUCACACGGACUCAGCAUGAAACAGUUCAUGGACAUCUUCUCUCUGCCUGAGAUGACUCUGCUGUCGUGUGUCAACGACUUCUUCAUGAAGCACAACAUCGACUACGAGCCGGUCCAUCUCUACAAAGACGUGAAGGAAGCCAUUAGAGACGUUCACGUCAAGGGCAUCAUGUAUCGAGCUGUGGAGGCCGAUAUCGAGAAAUAUAUUUGCUACGGCGAGCAAAGCCACGCCGUGCUGAAGAAGCUGUCGGCGCUCGGAAAAAAGAUGUUCCUCAUUACCAACAGCCCCUUUGACUUUGUGAACCGAGGAAUGAGCUACAUUGUGGGAGAGGACUGGAGAGACCUGUUCGACGUUGUUAUUGUUCAGGCUGAUAAGCCCGGCUUCUUCAAUGACAGGAGGAAACCUUUCAGGCGAGUGACAGACAAAGGCGCUCUGCUGUGGGACCGAAUCCACCGGCUGGACAAAGGCCAGAUCUACAAACAGGGAAACCUCUAUGAGUUUCUCAGACUCACCGGCUGGAGGGGAUCCAAAGUGCUCUACUUUGGAGAUCACAUCUACAGUGACUUGGCAGAUCUAACCCUGAAACAUGGCUGGAGGACGGGCGCCAUCAUCCCCGAGCUGAGGAAGGAGAUCAAGAUCAUGAACACAGAGGAGUACGUUCAGAUGAUGACGUGGCUGCAGGCUUUGUCCGGACUCAUCGAGCAGAUGCAGGUACACAGAGACCCGGCAUCGGAGGCUGUAGUGGAUGAGUGGAUCAAAGAAAGAGAAGCCAUGAGGCCGCAGACGAAAAACUUCUUCAACGCACAGUUUGGGAGCCUCUUCCGGACGUACCACAACCCCACCUACUUCUCACGCCGACUCUCGCGCUUCGCAGACAUCUACAUGGCCUCCAUCAGCUGCCUGCUCAACUACGACCUGCAGCACACCUUCUUCCCGCGACGCACGCCGCUGCAGCACGAGUCCCCCUUCUGGCCCGAGCACAGCUCCGCCGCCGUCUCCUCUGCAGCGCCGCAGGACCAGAGCAGAGUCUGAACCCGCCGUCCUGAUGGAAAGACUUGAACCGAGCCGUCUCUGUUGCUGACUCGCUUUUUUUUGUUUUGUUUUGUUUUGUUUAAUAGUUUAAGGAUACGGUAUUUUGAUUGGAGAUCAUGCAUGCAGCUGUUUGAUCUGUUUCGUACCUGCUUCUUGUGCUUUAUUCAAUUUGCGGUCCUAACUGCUACGCACAGCGGUUUGCUACAUGCGAACAUGCAGGUCGUUCAAACCCUUUCUGUGUUUGAGCGAGAAAGAGGAGCAGUGAAGUUCAACAGCUUGAAUGGUUUUUAUACAACCUCGUCAACAGGGGGCAGUCACACUCCACCCUUUCAUCUGUUUCUGUAUUCUGAAUUUGCACGGAUUAUCUUUGCCUCUUGGAUCUUUGCAUCUGUUGGUGGAGAUUUCACAUUUACAUUACUGACUCUGUUGCCUUAAUCUCUUGCUCACGUUAGCGCAAUGUUGAUAUUUUUGUAAGAGCCAGAUAUAAAAUAUGGUAAUGAAUCUUUGUCAAAUUUAGCCACCGAGCCUCUUGGUUAAUGUCAUUACGCGCAGCACAUUGUGACACACGUUGCACUUUGAUGUCUGGAAGUCUGUGUAAUGGUUUUAGUCAUUUUUUUUUUUUACGCCACGCAGCCCGUGCGUGUCUAUUUUAGCCGAUGAGAAAUGUGAAUGUUUCUCUGGACAAAAAAUAGAGCAUCUUUGCUAUAUUUAGCAUAAAUGUUGCCGUUUGAUCUGCGAGGGGAAUCAGCUUUGAGCUUCUUGGGUUUGACACUUUCGCAGGGAAAGUGGUGAGAUGUUUUCACACGCGCUCGAAUUUUGACUGACUUGUGAAAGCUUUAUUUGCAGAACAGAGCUGGAACCUUCUGAGGUUUUUAUGAAUUUGUAAAAGGGAAUAUGAAUAAGGGAAACAACAGUUCCCACAAACAGGACCUCAUAGUACUUUAUAUUUGUGCAUUUUGCUGUCUUUGGUUUCUUUUAGUUUUCUUUUCUUUUCUUUUGGUUGAAAGUAUGUGAUGGUGGGAUGUAUUUUUACAUUUUAUUUCACUAUUUAUUAAAAAGGAAAUGUCUUGAUUCAA
This is a messenger RNA of Salarias fasciatus (jewelled blenny), 2828 nucleotides long. It is a transcript of the gene nt5dc3, whose product is annotated as 5'-nucleotidase domain containing 3. NCBI's taxonomy places the organism in Eukaryota, Metazoa, Chordata, Actinopteri, Blenniiformes, Blenniidae. The transcript is spliced from 14 exons. Gene Ontology annotation, molecular function: 5'-nucleotidase activity. The record is from RefSeq and is a predicted model, not a curated record. Bases 73 to 1752 code for a protein of 559 amino acids.